Messenger RNA from Drosophila grimshawi, 3727 nucleotides. It is a transcript of the gene SoxN, whose product is annotated as alpha-protein kinase 1. The record is from RefSeq and is a predicted model, not a curated record. The transcript has a single exon. NCBI's taxonomy places the organism in Eukaryota, Metazoa, Arthropoda, Insecta, Diptera, Drosophilidae. Gene Ontology annotation, biological process: cell differentiation; anatomical structure morphogenesis; positive regulation of transcription by RNA polymerase II. Gene Ontology annotation, molecular function: DNA-binding transcription factor activity, RNA polymerase II-specific; RNA polymerase II cis-regulatory region sequence-specific DNA binding.
UCUCGUAUUCGCUGUCGUCAGCACACGCGCACGCAAGCGAGCAAACAGAUUCUCGAGAUUCGUGAGUUUCGUUUCGACGCUGUUUUUCGCCACACACUCUCACACACACACACACACACAGUCGCACACUCACCUCGGAUUUUUUAUUGUCAUCGUCGUCGGUUAUUCGCUUCGUUUUGGGGGCGCUCGUCGUUAUCGCUGGGAACAGGUUUCGCCGCUGUCCGCAAACUCGACGACCAAACAGAAAGCUGCUCAAUUCCGCGUUGUGUGGAGCUAUUUUCGGCGCGCUGAUUUUGCUGCCCAAAUAGUAGCAAAAAAAAUAAACACAAUAUACAAAAAAUCUACAAAAACAAAUUACAAAUCUGCCCAACAAUUUUAACAAAAAAACACUCACAUCAAUUUCUCCAAAAAGCAUUUUUCGUGACGCGUUUUAAUCAACCAAUUUUCAAGUGUUUUUGCGUUCAACAACCACAAAAAAAAUUUAAAAAAAAAAAGCUUAAGCAAAUAGCAAAAGCUGUUCCCCAAAAAUAAUAUAUAUUCACAUAUUUGUAUGUGUGCGUGUGUCAACUGCCUGAAAUUCGCAAUUAUGAAAUGCUAAGAAACGAACAAAAUUAAUUAGCAAACUCCCAAAUUGAAAAUCCAACAAGUGCAACAUGGUUUCCAUAAAAAUGUUCAAAAAAGUGCAGAGCCAAUAAAAGAUCUGCUACGAAAAGUUGUAAGAAAAAAUUAACCGUGUACAGACGAGAGUAACAGUAAAUCGCAAAAGUAUCUGAUAGAUACAAUUCGGAUUUAACGCAACCCUUCCACAAGUGAUCUGAAGUCGCAUCUAGCAAGAGUAUCUGCAAUUGGAUAUAUCUAUAUAUAUGUAUAUAGCAUCUACAGGUGCUUUAGCACAGCGAAGGAAGCAUCUCAAGAUAGAAAACAAUCUGAAGCUGUUGUCUAUCAGCUGAAAAGUAUCUGCAAGUCAAAAGGAGUAAAAAACAGCUACAAAGAGUAUCUGCAGCAGUUAUUCCAGAUACAACAAGUAUCUAAUGCUGUAGUUGAACUGAAUAAUACAAAUAUCUAUGUUUAUCUAUGUUUUCAACAACAACCUAAACUUCUAACUGCAACAAACAAAGGCAAAAUAAUAAAAAAAAAAAGUAUCUCCAAGGAAAGUAUCUAUAGAAUUUGAUGUAUUGCAAUUGCUGAGCUUCGAAUUUUGAGUACUGUUGCGAGCGAGAAACUAGCCCAAAAAUGUUGACCAUGGAGGCGGACAUGAAGUGCGGCAUUCUGCCGGGCCAAAUGGCGCCGUUGCACGCCGGCCACGCCCAUGCUGCCGCCGCCGCAGCCAGCUCGUAUUCGGCGCUGGCGCCACUCAUGAAUCUGGGCCCGUCGCACUUGACGCACUCGCAUCUCAGCCAGCACAAUCAUCACAAUCACCAUCAUCAUCAUCAUCACAUGAGCGCACACAUCGCCGCCAGCCACAGUCCCAAUCCGCUCAGCUCCCUCCAAUCGAGCAUUGCCAACACGCUCAGCGGCAACGUGCAACAGCAGCAGCAACAGCAGCAGCAGCAGCAGCAACAAAGUUCACCGUUGCACAGCUCAAGCGAGCUGAGUCCGACGCAGAGCAGCAUUGGCAGCCAUCACAUGACCUCACCAGUUAGCCAACACCAGCAGCAGCAGCAGCAGCAGCAGCAUACCCAGCAGCAGCAGCAACAUCCCACGCUGAUUGGUGCCGGUAGUGCUUUGAGCAACAUGACUAACAACAACAACAACAACAACAAUAACAAUAACAACAACAAUGCGACAGCAAAUAAAAAUCAACAGCACGCGGAUCGGGUGAAGAGGCCAAUGAAUGCAUUUAUGGUGUGGUCGCGGGGCCAGCGUCGCAAGAUGGCCUCCGACAAUCCGAAGAUGCACAAUUCGGAGAUCUCGAAGCGGCUGGGUGCCCAGUGGAAGGACUUGUCCGAGGCGGAGAAGCGACCCUUCAUCGACGAGGCGAAACGGCUGCGGGCGGUGCACAUGAAGGAGCAUCCGGAUUACAAAUAUCGGCCGCGUCGCAAAACCAAAACGCUGACCAAGACCAAGGAGAAGUAUCCGAUGGGCGGCAUGAUGCCUGGCCAGCAAUCACUGCCCGAACCGGGCACGCCCACACGUGGCAUGCCCCAGAGUCAGGCAUUGAACGGUUCAUCCAAUGCUGCCUCUGCAGCAGCAGCAGCUGCUGCCGCCGCCGCCGCCGCUGCAGCCGCGUCGGUGCAACGUCCGAAUCUGCAUCAGAUGAGUGUGCCAAAUGGGUACAUGCCCAACGGCUACAUGCAUCCCGAUCCCGCUGGCUACCAGACGCACUACAUGAACUAUGCGCCCCGCUACGAGAUGAGCCACAUGUACAACGGAUACGGGAUGUACGACACCGUUGCCGGCGGACAGACCUCGCCCUAUGGCAGCAGCAGUCUCCAGCAGCCCGGCUCGCCCUACGGACUCCAGCAGCAGCAACAGCAGCAGCAGCAACAGCAACAGCAGCAGCAGCAGCAACCUGGUAGUUCUGCCUCGCCGGCGCCGUACGGUGCUCAGGUGUCCUGUCAGAGUCACAGUCCCAGUGAUUCGAGCAUCAAGUCCGAACCCGUCUCGCCCAGUCCCAGCAUCAUUGCCCUUAACAACAACAACAAUAACAGCAGCAGCAGCAACAACAACAACAACAAUCACAUUAUGAAGCGCGAAUAUGUUGCAGCGGGCGCCGGCGCCGAGCUGAACAAUCUGAUGAACAUGUAUCAUCUGCACGAUGGCCUCAGUGGUGGGGUGGGGGUGGGGGUGGGUGUGGGUGUGGGUGGUGCAACGGAACAGCAGCGCCAUUUGAUGCACUAUCAGACGGCUUCACCGGACUUGCAGCAACAGCAACAUGUCAUGCAACAGCAGCAGCAGCAUCCACACCAGCAACAUGCGCACCAACAGCAGCAGCAACAGCAGCAGCAGCAUCCACACCAACAACAUCCGCACCAACAGCAGCAGCAGCAACAGUUGCACCAGCAAUCGCUGCGAGCAAUGGCGCCCCUGGCACACAUGUGAGAAAUGGCCAGCGCCUAUGGAGCCGCCGUCUCGCCGCCACCGCCGCCGCCGGCAACAGCAGCUGUCAAUGGCAACUAUAAUAUGCCAGGAACAGCAGCAGCAGCCGCAGCAGCAGCAGCAGCAGCUGCACAGCAGCAGCAGCAACAGUUGCUGAAUGGCCGGCCAAGUCCAACAGCUUCUGGCUCGUCGGGCGGUCGCUCCUCGGCGCAUUCAAGUGGUCAUAAUACGGUCAACGCGCAUUCACCCGCCUUGGCUGCCGCCUAUCAGCUGUCAACCGCUGCAGCGUCAACAACGACAACAUCAGCAGCAGCAGCAGCAGCGGCAGCGGCAGCAGCAGCAACAGUUUCCUCCUCUACGUCCGCGGCAGCGUUGAGCAUGCUGGACAUGCAGCAACAGCUGGAGGAGCAGCAGCAACAUUAUCUGCAGCAGCAACAGCAACAUCAACAGCACCAGCAGCAGCAGCAUCAUCAGCACCAGCAGCAGCAUUUGCAAAAUCAGCAACACUUGCAGCAGCAACAUCAGCAGCAGCAGCAACAAUUGUAUCAUUAUCAUGCCACGCAUUCGCAGCAGUUGCACGAGGCAAGCGCUGCCAUGUUGGAUAUAUCCACAUUGUAAAUUAUUGCAUAUAAACUCUACACUACACAAUCGAACACACACAACACACACACACACACACACACACACA